AUGCGGAAGCGCGCAUCAUGGCUGCUCUUGUUCGCGUUUCUUUCGUUGUUCUCUCUUGCUCUAGCUAAAACACCAACAUCCUUCUGUAAAUGCACAUGCGCCGGCAACAGCACCAUCGUCGCCCUCGACGCCCCUACGACCUCCCAGAAGCCGUCGCCCGACCUCCGCGAGCGCGCGACAAGAAAGACAUGCAAUGACUGCAAUCGCCAAUUCUGCUUGGGUUAUUCGUUCUGCCAGGGCGUGAAGCAGGACCAGGUGUUCACAACAUGUUUCCAGAGAGACUCCGCGAAGGACCAAGCAGUCGUUUGGAUAUUUAUACUGGCUACAGUGGGAUUACUGAGCUAUGCGGGAGUGAGGCCUUGGAUUGAUCAGUGGACCGAGAGAGCUCGCCAGCGCCGAAGCUACGUUCCAGUCUCGGCGCAGUCGGAACAAUAA
Messenger RNA from Didymosphaeria variabile, 435 nucleotides. RefSeq lists its product as uncharacterized. The record is from RefSeq and is a predicted model, not a curated record. NCBI's taxonomy places the organism in Eukaryota, Fungi, Ascomycota, Dothideomycetes, Pleosporales, Didymosphaeriaceae. The transcript has 4 exons. The coding region runs from base 1 to 435 and encodes 144 amino acids.